AUGGCGCCGUCUGUCCUGAUUGUCUGUCUCGGAAACAUCUGCCGCUCACCGAUGGGCGAGGCGGUCCUCAGGCAUGUUGCGAAAGAGCGCGGCAUCGAGCUCACUGUCGACUCUGCGGGUACGUCGCGCUACCACAUUGGCGAGGAUCCAGAUGAUCGAACGAUCUCAACAUGUCGAAAAUACAAAGUUUCCAUAAAACAUUCCGCGCGCCAGGUCUCUGAUGAGGACUUUCGCCAAUUCACCCACAUACUCGCCGCCGACGAGGCCAACCUGCGUACUCUCCAGCAACGGAAGCCGCACGGCGCCUCCGCGGACGUACGGCUGUGGGGCUCAUACCUGGACAACGAGCCCAUUGCAGAUCCAUACUACGGAGGAUCGCGAGACUUUGAAGAUUGUUACAAGCAAUGCAUCCAGCUAUCCAAUGCAUUCCUGGAUGAGGUGGUUGGGAAAUAG
This is a messenger RNA of Laetiporus sulphureus 93-53, 453 nucleotides long. Its product is annotated as phosphotyrosine protein phosphatases I. Gene Ontology annotation, molecular function: non-membrane spanning protein tyrosine phosphatase activity; acid phosphatase activity. Bases 1 to 453 code for a protein of 150 amino acids. Gene Ontology annotation, biological process: protein dephosphorylation. The transcript is spliced from 4 exons. Gene Ontology annotation, cellular component: cytoplasm. Lineage: Eukaryota; Fungi; Basidiomycota; Agaricomycetes; Polyporales; Laetiporaceae. The record is from RefSeq and is a predicted model, not a curated record.